AUUCUACGAAUUUAACUUUUUGGAUUCUAUAUUUGAGAUGUUAAGCUAUAUGCAAAUUGCUGCUACACGCUGUGGAGAGUAUGUAUAGCAGAAGUACAAUGGGCAGAUUUCUGGGAAUUUCCAUACGAUGAUGUCAACAUGGCCGUAUGUGGGGGUAGGACAAAAACAUUAUCAAUAAAUCCAUCGAAAAUAGCUCUGAUUUGCAAUGAAAUUGAUGCAAAACAUUGUGAAAGAUGGUCCAUUAUAUCAWUGGUUAGAAAGGCUUGAAAAUGUAUUAUAAUGUGACUUUUAGCAUGGACAUCUUCUAGCUUGCUUUUCUUUCGAAUCGCSGUACCACCCUAUGGGAAUUUUGUACAAAGCUUGAAAAUUUAAUUCUCGAAAUCACAAUGACGGAGGAAAUAUUUUUUUUCGAGUUAAAAACAUUUCAGCGAUAAUCUGUGCUUAACAGUGAUCCAAAAUGAACUGGCGUGACAUGCUAAAAGCUGAAGUCAAAAGAGUUUGYAAGUCACUAGCAUGGAAGCCGAUGGAAGAAGRGCUAGGAAAAAUCAAGRCUGUCAAUUUUCCUGUCUCCUACCGCCRUCGAGAGAAAGCUGAGCUUACCGACGAUUCUCCAGAACUCAAACUUAGGCUUCAUUCSCUKAAAAGAUUCAAUGAUAUGCGUGAAGAAUUUGGGGAACUUGAAGUGAAAAAUGAAUUCAGAAAAGAAUAUGUCAAAAAAUUUGAGGAGUUCUUAUUUAGGGAGGCCAACAAAAUUCAGUCAAGAGAAAGUCAAGAAAAUCUCGAAGAUUGUUUACAUGGUGAAGAGGAUGUUUUUCUGCGAAAAACAAUCACAGAAGCCGUGGUAUUGCGAAAGUUUGAUGGAUUUGUUUGGGUAUUUACUGUAAAAGGUGAGGAAUUUCCAGUGAAARURAAAGAMSRUUGGCCAGGUUUGGGSUUCAGCGUUAGAGUUGGUGAUGUUCUGAGGGUAUUCAAGCCCCAAAAAGUUCGAGAUGGUAGCAGGAUUGAUUUAGUUCCAGAGCUGGUUUGCUGCUACAACAUUGACCUGGAGGGUACCAAACAGUUUCUAGAGAAGUUGGUUCGUUCAAAAAGUAUACUUGAAGAUUUUCUGAGAUGUCAAGCCAUUUGGGACUAUAUUUUGAAUCAUUCAGUACCGGUAGCUGAYGAAAAAAUGCAAGCUGACUUUUGCAAGACCAUCUUGUGUAUUUGCAAGGAAGUUGCAUCAUUGCAAACUCCAGUUCAGAUGUCAGAAAUGGCCAAGCAGUUUUGGUACUCCUUCAAAGGAACAAAGUUCUUGAAAGAAGUUUUGCCAGGAAUUAUAAAAUUUAAACAAGAACUGUUCCAAUCUGAUUUUGAUGGUGUCCAAGUUUUUAUUGAGAAUAUUGUGAAAGUCAUCCCAGAGUGUGCCAUUUCAGUGAACGAAAUUUUAAAAAAUCUUUACCUCAAAAGGCCUCCCGACCAAAAUGRUAUGAUCUUUAUGCAGAAGCUCAUUAGUUCUUUGGCUGAGAACGUUCCUGGUGCCAAAGACAACAUUCAGGAUCUUCAGUGGAACCACAAACCCCUCGUCCCAGCCACAACUGAGCUGCUUGAUUUUGCUCCUGAUUGGAGGAGUCUUCCUUGUAUCAAAGUGAAAAAGAAAGGCGAAGACAAGGAUUUCACAUAUAGCUCAGAUGAAGAAUAUCUCAACACCAUCUUCACUCUCCUGAGAGAGGAAUGCUUCUUCAAUCUAAAAGAUGGAAUUGGAAAGUAUCUUAAAGAUGGUGAAUUUGACUCAAGAAAUGUCAUGUUGUACAGAAUCAGUCUUGUAAAGGCUGCUUCAGAUUUUUGCCAUGAUGAAGGACUUGCCUUUUUGUUCGAUUUCAAGCAUAGCAAAGUUGAUGAUCAAGCCCUAAGUGUAGAUCCAGAUAAUUCKCGCUGGCUUUUGAGUGGGAAUCUGUUGUGUAUUUCGCUUGAUGCAUYUUUCCGUCAUCCAAUAUGGGCCACUGUUGCUAAUAUAAAAGAUAGAGAGAAGCUUACAAAGGAUAAGCAUGUCUACAUAACAUUCUGCACAGAAAUGAAUAGUCUAAGUGAUGCCGAGGUGAUUACAAAACUGCAGAAGCUCAAUGAUAAAGGUGAUGAAGCGUACAUGUUUGAGAGUAACACCUUCUAUGUGGCAUAUGGACCUCCUAUGGAUGUAUUACAACACAAAGAGAGUAUACCUUUUAAGGAGCAGCUUGUGGAGGUCAAGACAUGCACUAAUCAACCCCCUGACUAUCUGAAGAACAUUAAGACCAGACCAGACUGGGGGAUAUUCUUUAAAAACCCACACGAAAGAUUGAUCACCAUGGAUUAUAGUUAUGGCGAGCUUCUUAAAGAAUUUAGAGAUCAGAGGAAUGAUCCAAAAUGYGAACCAAAGAUGGAUGAAAAACAGCUUGAUGCAGUAAAUCAGGCACUUCGUAACAAACUUGGUUUGAUACAGGGACCACCAGGUACUGGUAAAUCUUACGUUGGUGAGAGAUUUUUGCAGUUUAUUCUCUCUUGUCUACCUAAAGGCUGUGGUCCUAUAUUGUGCCAUGCAGUCCUUACAUUCAUAUCUAUACAUUCUAAUUACCAUUGUCUUACAAAUAUUCCCAAUUUUAAAUCAAUGCUGGUUCGUGUUGGAAGAGGUGGAAGUGAAGACCAAAAUGAAGACCUGCAKUCGUGCAAACUUUUUCAGCUUCUGAAAGAAAACAGAGACAGAAGWAGAAAAGGCAUUCACAUUGACCUAGAGAGGAACCUUAGCAAUCAACUUGAUUCUAUGAAACAGCAAAUUCUGUAUUAUGUUAAACAGCUGAGAUGUGCUAACAAAUACAGCAACAUUGCACAUGYCUUCAUUCAGGAGGCUGAGUUAAAGCAUUUGAAAUCUUUGAUUGGGGAUGAAUUGGAUUCAAUGACAAGGGAUGGCAAUGAUCUUUGGAGGGUAAAGCAUUACAAAGAGCUUUUGGAGAUGUUAAAAGGUCCACUCAAUGCAUGGCUACCUACCAAAGACAUAUUUCUCCAACUUUGCACUGUAUAUUCUGACCUAGGCAGUUCUGAGACUAAGGUUAAAGACAGUUCUAGUGAUGAUGAAGGAGAAGCUAAUGGCGAGACAGAUCCUAAUAGUGACAACAAGGAACGUCUUGGUACUUUUGAUGAGGAAGAGCAACAGUGCACUGAUGAACAGGGAAAUCAGCUUGACACCUGUCAAUCAAAUGAUGAUGAGGAUUGGGUAUUACCUGAUAUACCCUAUGAAAAACUUGGGAAUCUCAAGUCCAUCUUGAAUGCUGGAGAUCUUUGUAGUCUUAAUGAGCAAGAAAAAAUCCAAUUUGUUUUUGCAUUACUAAGACAACACAAUAAUACAAUCACUGAGAAGUUUACCUCACUCACAAAUGAGCUCACAAAGAAAUGCAAGACAAAGAAAGAGCUCAGUGAUCGCCUUAAGAUUGAUAUUCUAAAGAAACGAAGGGUCAUUGGCAUGACUGUUAGUGGUGCAGCCAUUAAAGCCAGUUGGUUAGAAACUAUCAARCCUUCAGUGAUGAUUGUCGAAGAGGCUGCUGAAAUACUUGAACCUCAACUUGUCGCUAUAAUCCCCACUUCUGUCGAACAUUUGAUCAUGAUUGGGGACCAGGAACAGCUCAAACCUCAAGUCAGCCAUCACAAGCUCGGCCGUAACUGCAACCUCCAAACAUCCAUGUUUGAAAGGCUGAUAAAAGGGGGAUUGGAUUACACACAGUUGAACAAACAGGGAAGAAUGACUGAUGACUUGGCCGAGGUUGUUAGGAGAUUGGGUAUAUAUGAACGUUAUGAAACAAGGCAAGAGGUUGUUGAAAGUAAUUGGAAGCUUCCGCCAUCUUUGACGACUGGAUCUAUGUUCUUUUACGCACACACCAAACCGGAAAGGGAUGGAGAUGGCACACACAGCAAGUGUAACGAGUAUGAAGCCAAAAAAGUUGCCCAGUUUGCCAAGCAUUUGUGUGAUUCAUGCAACAUUAAGCCAUCGAAGAUUACAAUUCUCUGCUCUUAUCUUGCCCAGGUGAAGUACAUCAAAUCUAUACUGGGCAAGGAAGGCUUUAGCUCUGUCCAGGAAAUUCAUGUGACAACCAUUGACUCUUUCCAGGGAAAGGAAAAAGAAAUCAUCAUWUUGUCUCUGGUUCGCAGCGGUGAAGGAAAAGAUGCCAAAAUCGGUUAUUUAGCAUCAAUGAAUCGUAUAUGUGUAGCUGUUUCUAGAGCUCGUUGUGGACUCUAUUUGUUUGGAAAUAAAAACCUCUUGAAGAGGAGAUCAAACAGAGGAUGGAAGAAAGUGAUAGACUGGAUGGAAAAGAAAMAUUGUGUCGGAGAUUUGGAAAAGAGUUUUCCUUUUUCCAAUCAGCAACGUGAGGACACACAGACAGACGGACCAGUAGGCAACCACCCGUCGCUAUCAAGCUCAGAUCAGAAUGGUAGUAAUGUAACUUGCGGCACAUCAAAUGUUUACUUCCAUUGCCCCGUUAACGUAGUCCAAAUUGGUAACCAGAAUACAACGACAACUAUUAGUGAAGGUGAUCCAUGCCAUCCAGAUAAGCCACGAGAACAGCGAAGUCCUCCUUCCAAUGCAUCAGCGACAGGCAUACAACCAGAAGCUUCUCCCGUAGAGGAAACCAACAAGGUUGAUACUCCAGGCUGCAAUGAGCGAACAUCUAUGGAAGAGACAUCAAAAGUCCUUGGUGAUGAGAUGACAUCUACGGAGGAGACAAGAAAAUCGGAUGUUCCCCCAGCACCAGAGAGAGACCUCCCUCAUGAUUUGGAGCCACGAGAAMGCUCUUUUUACGAUCCAGAACAACAGUCUUCUGAGAGUCCAUCAGAAAGGCACAUUGAAGGGACAGAGAAUUUUUUAGAAAGAGUAGAUGAUGGUGUUAAUAAUCGACUUCCACAACAGGGUACCAACUGUCCAGUUAAUAAUCCUGUCCAGGAAGACACCAGCACAGCUGAUACUACCCAUGAAGGUGGUAAUGUYGAUCACCAUAGUACAUCUGUCCAGGAAGGGGAUGCUGGCACUCCUGUCCAGGAAGAGAAAAAUAACACUGCAUUCCAGGAAUCAAAAACUGACUGUUUGGAAAGCUACCCUGUGCAGGAUACCAACCCAAAAYCCAGUGAUAAAUGAUUGUGAAUUSYAAUG
Molecule: messenger RNA, 5149 nt
Organism: Exaiptasia diaphana
Lineage: Eukaryota; Metazoa; Cnidaria; Anthozoa; Actiniaria; Aiptasiidae
Product: NFX1-type zinc finger-containing protein 1
Exons: 26
Coding region: 458-5134 (1558 amino acids)
Biological process (GO): regulatory ncRNA-mediated heterochromatin formation
Cellular component (GO): nuclear RNA-directed RNA polymerase complex
Molecular function (GO): helicase activity
Source: RefSeq, a predicted model, not a curated record